Molecule: messenger RNA, 1542 nt
Organism: Octopus sinensis (East Asian common octopus)
Lineage: Eukaryota; Metazoa; Mollusca; Cephalopoda; Octopoda; Octopodidae
Product: adenosine receptor A2b-like
Exons: 1
Coding region: 127-1152 (341 amino acids)
Biological process (GO): G protein-coupled adenosine receptor signaling pathway
Cellular component (GO): membrane
Molecular function (GO): G protein-coupled adenosine receptor activity
Source: RefSeq, a predicted model, not a curated record
UAUGCCAUUGAAAAUGCAAUGGUAUUUUGAAAAUAUGGAGCUUGUUUAAAAUGUUUCUCCUGAUAAUUGCCUUUUUAUUUGUGAUGAAAUAUAAAUGAUAACAACAAUACUGACAAAAUAGCAAUAAUGGACACUGGCUCUAUAAUAUACAUAACAUGUGAAACAGUAAUUGCUGUAAUGUCUAUAGUUGGUAACUUUCUCGUAUUGUUAGCAAUUCGUCGCAAUCAAAAGCUACAGACCACAACUAACUGCUUUAUUGGAAGUCUUGCUGUUGCUGAUUUACUUGUAGGAUUUCUGGCGGCACCACUGGCAGUUCUCAGUUUUAAAGGCUUACCACAUCAUUUCAGUGGUUGUGUACUCGUCAACUCCUGUAUUGUUUUGCUGACUCAAUGUUCCAUAAAUGGACUUCUUGUCAUCGCAAUAGAUCGCUUUGUUGCCAUUAACUAUCCCUUUACAUAUGAAAAAUAUUUCACAAUUAAAUUUUCUCUCAUGCUGGUUGUCAUAAGCUGGACUGUAGCUUUGAUUAUUGGACUCGUGCCAAUCAUGGGAUGGAACAUGGGACCGUCCGAGGAAAAAUUUUGCAGCUUCAUGAGCGUCAUUGACUUACAGUAUAUGGUCUAUUUCAACUUUUUGGGCUGUGUUUUAUUCCCGUUGAUUGUCAUGUUAGUGAUCUAUGUACACAUCUUUAAAAUAGUCAUGGCGCAACUAAAACAAAUAUCAGCGAUGCAGCCCAAUGUUGGCGGUGACAGCAGAAAAAAAUUUGCUCGAAGAAAACUAUAUAAAGAAAUAAAAGCAGCCAAAAGCCUCGUGAUAAUAAUUUGCUUAUUUGUCGUUUGCUGGUUCCCCAUUCACAUAUCAAAUUGCAUUAUGUUGCUGAAAGGAACCGAAAUCUUACUACCGCAUAAUGUUUUACUUGCCGCUAUUCUUCUCAGUCACGCAAAUUCGUUUAUAAACCCUUGUUUAUAUGCAUACGGCAAUUCACAAUACAAGUACACGAUUCGCGGAUUUUUUUGUCGAAAUACUGUGGCCGCGGCAGAUGAUCUCACUUUGUCACAUCGCCAUUAUCCGCUUAAUUCUUCAGUGCCAGAGUGUUUGGACAAGCAAAAACCGGUUCGAAUUUCUGUUAUAUCAAAACCAGAACUUAAAGAUUAAUUGAAAAUGAUCAUGAAAAAUUGAUUUUAAACAACAGUAAUUGUAAUAUGAAAAAAAAAAGAAAAAAGAAAACAAUGAUUACGGUAAUUUUUUUAAAGGAAAUGAACAAGAUUUAUAAAAAGGUUUAUUAUACCUUCACUUUUCUGUUUCCAUCUAUACACCAUUUCCAGAGUCUCAGAAGACGUUCCGGUGUUUCAUAUAUUUGAAAUCAGAAAGUGAACUAAGAAGUGGGGGAAGGGGGUAAAGAACGUAAAUUCAAGCAAAAUGUUUCUCUGUCGUUAUCUAUUCCGUAACUGUAAAUGCUUGUGAAAAAAAAAAUGAAAAAGAAACCAAGAAAAAAUUGGGAAGCCAAUAAGUUGAGCAUUUGAUAAAGACAGCAACAAUAAAAAA